Molecule: messenger RNA, 663 nt
Organism: Ostreococcus lucimarinus CCE9901
Lineage: Eukaryota; Viridiplantae; Chlorophyta; Mamiellophyceae; Mamiellales; Bathycoccaceae
Exons: 1
Coding region: 1-663 (220 amino acids)
Source: RefSeq, a predicted model, not a curated record
AUGUGCCGCGCGCUGGGCGCGCGCGUCCCGCCUCGCGCGUCGCGCGCGUCGCGUCGCGUCGACCGCGGUCCGGCGCCGCGGCGCGCGGUCGAGCGCGUGGACGUCGCGCUGAAGGAGUGGGCGUUCGUCGUCGACGCGCUGCGACGCGGCGAACAAAUCGCGCUCGCGCGCAAGGGAGGCCUCCGCGACGCGCGCGGGUUCGAGCUGCGCGCGGACGCGUUCUGGUUGUUUCCGACGGCGUUUCACGCGGAUCUAUCGGCGUACGCGCGCGCGGCGGGGACGGCGAGCGCGCCGAAGGCGCUGGACGCGCUCGCGGCGGCGACGGGAACGUUUGAGGUGCGCGCGGAGGACGCGCCGAAGGCGCUGAGGGUCCUCAGCGCGCGAUCGGGCUGGCCGGAAGAUUUGUUCGCGCGGCGGGCGAAUUGGAAACCGGACGCGCCGUUGGUGAUUUUGGAGGUUCGAUGCUACGAGGCGCGGGAGGGGCUGACGAUCGAUCCCGACGACGAGCGGUACGGGGGGUGCAAGUCGUGGGUCGACACCGACGCGUGGGUCGUCGACGACGCGUCCGCGCUGCGCGCGUGCGUUUCGGACGAGGAGUUUGAGGCGAUGUCGAGGUCGUUGCGCGAGGAUUUGUUCGCGAUAGGCGCGACGCAGACGUCGUGA